GAUGUUCUUCGCAAGUGCGAUGAAACGGCCACAAAUGUCAAAAUGACGCGACGUACUUCUUGUCGUGGACUCUCCCUGCAUCACAUUCGGGCAAAUAUUGAUCGACAACACCUGUUGGUCGUUCCUUCGCCUGUUGUCAUUUCGUUUCCUGAUUUGUAUUUUGCUGACUGUGGGGAGAAUGGAUCGAGUAACACUGGUGGUAGGAUCUUGUGGAAAUGUUGAAGGACAGAAAGUACAACAACAACAACCUAAUUUUCUUAUUCUACCAACAACAUCUUUCAUUCUCAUCCAAGGACUAAAUAAGCCACCAGAACCACCAACAAGCAUUCUUAUUGUACCAGUUGAAGAUAAAAAUGAUCCUCCACUUGUAGCCAAUAAAUUUGAGAUGGGGAAUGAAGAGGGACAAAGUAUUGAAAAUGGAGGCAACGAGGAAUCAUUUACAGGAGGGGUGGGGGUUGCUGCUGAUGCUGCAACUCAGACAAACAAUCGUAGUGACUUGGGCGCAGAAGCCUUGGUGUGUCCUGUCUGUCUCCAAACCUCCUCAUCACUCAGUGACCUACAAGCGCACACUCUCACCCAUUCGGUUGAAAACCUCUACAUUUGUGAGGAGUGUGGCGAGAGCUUCAUUGAGAAAAAUGAUUUCACAAAUCACAAGCUAGUGCACACCAAACGCCCAGAAAGAUCUCCUUUACUGGAGGAAGCAAAUUUGGAAUUGCCUUCUCUACCAGACGUUGCAGAUUUGGAAUUGCCUUCUCUACCUGAGGAUGCAGAUUUGGAAUUACCUUCUCUACCUGAGGAUGCAGAUUUGGACUUGCCUUCUCUACCUGAGAAUGGAGAUUUAGAAUUGUCUUCUCUACCAGAAAAUGCAGAUUUGGAAUUGUCUUCUCUAUCAGAGAAUGCAGAUUUAGAAUUGUCUUCUCUACCUGAGGAUGCAGAUUUUGAAUUGUCAUCCCUUCCAGAGGAUGCAGAUUUUGAAUGGUCUUCCCUUCCAGAGGAUGCAGAUUUUGAAUUGUCUUCCCUGCCAGACGAUACUGAUUUUGAAUUGUCAUCUCUAUCCAAUGAGAAUGACAUGAAACCACCUUCUUUUCCGGAGAGAUGUUUGAUCUCUACUCUGAUAGAGGAGAGAGAUCCAGAAAAUUGUGAUGACCCCAGUCCUAUUAAUGAGGAUUGCUCUAGCAAUCGUGGAUUUUUAGUUGAAGAUGAGGAGUCUUGGCUGUACACUUUAUGUUUAGGAGCUAGAACACCCCAGAGCUAUACAUAUUGUGCUCCACAUUGUAGCAUGUCCAGAACUGCUGGGCUGAUGGUUUUUAUUCUUGUCACAAGAUGCCUCUAG
This is a messenger RNA of Gryllus bimaculatus (two-spotted cricket), 1333 nucleotides long. The record is from the annotation of a GenBank genome assembly. NCBI's taxonomy places the organism in Eukaryota, Metazoa, Arthropoda, Insecta, Orthoptera, Gryllidae.